CUCUCUAAUAUAGAGCUUCACCAUAUACUAAAGAAAACCCGUUCUAUUCUACCUAUAUGAGGCAGCUAGGCAACACCCUGUCUUAACCCCCAUCUCCUCCAUGCCCCUCAACACUACUUUCACCAUUCCAAUCUCCCUUGCAUGCUCUUCCACUACAUUCCCAUUUUUCCAAGUCCACCACCACCAUCGUAUUCCACAACUCACAUUACCUCAAAUGGAAAAAAAUCACUUCUUACAAAUACUACUCCUCUUGUUCUUGUUUUUGUAAUUAUUGCAAACCUUUAGACCAUUACCUUGGGUGAGUGAGAGAGAGAGAGGGCUAGUCACACAGAAACCCUAGCUUGAUCAAAAUGUGGAUGAUGGGUUAUAAUGACGGUGGCCAUGGCGAUUUCAACAUGCCGGAUUCUUUCAAUGGACGGAAGCUCCGCACUCUCAUUCCGAGGCAGCUUCCCUCUGUAAACAACACUUCUUCGACCAUCACAACUCCUCCUUGUCUAAACCGAUCAGCAAUUCAUGGCUCUCACGAUUUCCUUACGCAGUAUCACCAACUCGCCGCUAUGGCUGAACAAAACAAGAGAUCGGAAUUUCUGAACACGCCACAGGUUGUGGUGAGCUCAAGAUGGAACCCCACUCCGGAGCAGCUGAGGGCUCUUGAAGAAUUAUACAGACGAGGGACUCGAACGCCGUCGGCAGAGCAGAUUCAGCACAUCACGGCACAGCUUCGAAAAUAUGGAAAGAUAGAAGGGAAGAAUGUCUUCUAUUGGUUCCAAAACCACAAGGCCAGAGAAAGGCAGAAACGUCGCCGUCAAAUGGAAUCAUCUGCCCUCUCUGCAGAACACGACCAGCAACUGCAAAUAUCAAUGACGUCUACAGAUAAUCAAAAGAAAGAAGAAUUAUUAGGGGCCAGUAGGACAGGUUUUGAAGUCGCAGAGACCAAAAACUGGGCACCCUCUACAAACUGCAAUACUGCUGCUACACUUGUUGAGGAAUCGGUUUCAAUACAAAGGGCAGCAAAAACAGCGGCAGCAGAGUGCAGGACGGAUGGAUGGAUCCAAUUCGACGAAGAAGAAUUGCAGCAAAGAAGAAACUUUGUAGAAAGGAAUGCCACGUGGCAGAUGAUGCAGUUGUCCUGUCCUUCUCACCCUCCCACCCACCUCAUAAACACCCCUCCUACUUGUGCUAGUACGAUGGCCAGAUCUAGGGCAGCAGCUACUGUAAGAAGGGACCAAAGGCUCUUUAAGUCUCAUGAUCUCAGCAUCUUCAUAGCGCCCUACACAUCAGAAACUGGUUUCAACACUGUCACUGAGCAAGAUCCUGGAUGUGAGGAAUCUCAAACCCUUCAACUCUUUCCUCUUAGAAGCGGUCAUGUCAAUGCCUGUGCCAAUGCCAAUGAGCUAAGCGUUAACGAUAAGGAUCAUACGGAGCUAUCCGCUACCUUCAGUGCUCAUCCUUUCCCCUUUUUUGAGUUCCUUCCAUUAAAGAACUAAUUAUUAUGUAAUAACCACUUAAUUAUUUGCUAUAGAUGACGUAAGAUGAUGGUAUCGUUAUUGGGAGGUGUUUAGAUUUUGUUAUUUUGUUGGAAAAUGGAGGACUGUUAAUUUAGUAAUUAAGAAGCUGUUGUUGAUGUUACA
Messenger RNA from Pyrus x bretschneideri (Chinese white pear), 1631 nucleotides. Its product is annotated as WUSCHEL-related homeobox 1. The transcript has 4 exons. Lineage: Eukaryota; Viridiplantae; Streptophyta; Magnoliopsida; Rosales; Rosaceae. The record is from RefSeq and is a predicted model, not a curated record. Gene Ontology annotation, molecular function: DNA binding; DNA-binding transcription factor activity. The coding region runs from base 351 to 1487 and encodes 378 amino acids. Gene Ontology annotation, biological process: plant organ development.